GGUGGCGCACCUGCCGAGUUUUGCAGUGGACGUUUAAAAACGAAGUAAGGCUAUCGCGUCAUAGCCGCAAACAUAGAAAAGAGGUCCUAAUACAAGAAGAAACCCAACAAGAAUUACCGUUGAUUUGGGGUGCGUGUCGAAACUUAAAAAAAAAAGAAGAGAACAUAUCUUACAUCAUUGGAGUUAUACACAUAGAGAAGCAGCGGUUUACAUACACAUUGGUGUGCGUGUGUGUUGAUGGAUCAGGCUGACACGCAAAACACCUUUGACUUUGACGUAUAAUUCCCGUUUUUUAUUUCAGAUUAGGUGCAUGUCGUUGAAGUCAGAGGCGCCGCACACCUCACACGACGCGUCUUUCCUCUCGCCGCCGCAACGGGGUGGAACGGGCCUUCUUUUUAUUGUGCACGCAACUGCUUGUACUUUAUGAAGGGCUCACAGAAGUAUUCUACAAACCAUCGAGCAAUGGACACGCAAACGCCAACGUUUUGUGAUUUGCGAGACACACUGACACAGAGCUCGCUAGCUUCGGAUACAAUGGCAGAGGAUGAGGAUGAGAAUGCACUGCGUCACAUCCCUGGGCGAGCGCCGUACCAGACGGGAGAUGACACGCUGCCCUCUCCACCGGCCACACUGCAGCUUCAUCCGUUCUGCGUAGGUGAAGACGCUCUGCAUCAGUGGGAGAGCAAAAACACCUCUGACCAGCUGCCGCCUCCGCAGUGGAUGCUGCAAGAAACCUUGGUGGAGGAAGGAGAAGCAGACGUCGGUGAGGAAGACAGACUUCUGGAAAACUACGGCAACGCAGUGUGUACAGCUGAGGGAAACGUGAUGCAUGCUGAGCCCGCGUUCGACACGAUUUGCAUGGAAGAAGAAGGAGACGAUUGCGCCGUGAAAGCGCACACCUCACCGCUUCCGGUGAAGGACGUGUCGCAGCGCAGCAGCUCUGGGUCUUCUGCCUCCAGCAGCCCUGAGGCGGUCUUUGACCCAUCGCAUCCGCCAGCCACGUCACCGCGGGCGAGGCAAGCUGCGCUCAGAGACUCUUCCUUGCUGUCAGGGAUGAACGACACGUCAGACAGCGAAGAAGAAAACGCAACGCCGUCCUCGUCGGGCUCGACGCCUCUCAUCGAAGUUCCCCUUCCUGCCGCACUACGGGACGAGCCCAACGCCCAAGCGACGCAGCAGGUGGAAGCAUAUGCGGACAGGGCGACCGCUGCUUCACGGUCGCAUCGUCCCGCUGUUCUCGUGUCACCGGCCAUGGCGGAUGAUUCCCCUGACAACCAAGCCUGGAUUUCGCCAGGACGUGCGGACACCGUGGACGGUCCGACACGCGCCUCGGCGGAGAGAAGAGACGAGGAGCAAGGCCGCGGAACUUGCUGCGCAACGAACGAUACAUUAGAAGACAACAGCAAGGAAGACAUGACAGAGCCCUACCAGGCAGGAGCGCGCGCCUCCGCUUCUCGUUCUCGCAAGACGAACGAAGCCGUGCCUUCUCGAAGUGUAUCGAAUACCGGUGCAUGGAGAAGUGCAUCCCUCAUCUCCCCUCCGCAGCCGCCUGUUGUUCCUUUGCUCACUUCGUCAACGCUGUCUUCCCCAUCAGCCGAGCCACGGCAGCCCUCUGUCACGGCACCAAGCCAGCAAAUUGCCCUCUCACCACCGUCACCACUACCGGAUCAACUGCCCGAUACACCACGCGGCGGCACGAACACGGCGGAGGAGCUCUCACCGGCAACCAAAGGUGCACUGCAACGACUACGUUUGCAGCUCAACCAGGCUGAGCGAGCAGCGGCGCUGCAACAGGCACUCUGUGAGGCGGCCCAUCAUGAAAAGGAAGACGUGCAGCUGCAACUGGAUGCGUUACUGCGCAUUCAGUCCGAGCUGGAGCGACGUAGUCAGCUGCAUGAGGUGGCUUUCGCUGAAGCCGAGCAGCGACACGCCGCGGAGAAGCGGAGGUGGGAGGCAGAGCAGCAGAAGACGCUGUCGCAGCCGCAGAUGGCACACGAUGCGCAACUUCGAGAAACGCAAGACGUAGUCGACGCCCUGCGAGCCCAACUGGGGAACUCGAACAACGAGGUGCAGACACUUCGUUUACAGCUGGCCGAGGUACACGAGGAGUUGCGUGCUCUCAUGGAGGAGUACUUGAACGGAAAACAGCAGCUACUUGAAGCAAGACAUGCACAGGCUGACGCAGCACAGCAGUGUGCCUCCCUGAAAUUAAAGACGGAGGACAGCGUAAAGGCUGCGCAGUCUGCGCGUCUGCAGAGCCUAGCAGUUAAACAUCUGAGAGCAGGCUUGCAGAACGCAGAAGAACGCGCAGUCGUGUCGCAGCUUGCAUUUCGCAUACUGUGUGAACAGCUUGCAGUUGUUCUAAAGCAGCGAAACCCUCCCAUGGAUUCAUGCGAUGUCAGCGCCUUGUCGACGUCUGGACACGCGUUGCCAAGUGUUGGCGAUGGCAGAGAUUUGACGACAAGCACACACAAAAGUGCAGCGACACAGCCUGUACGCGAUGUCGCGAGCACGCUGUAUGCCGCCAUGAGCGAAGAAGACGUGGCGGCUGCCGUGGACGCCGCGCUGUCCAAGGAAUACCUCGACCUUCCUCAACUGUGCUCUCCACCGCAAUUGGCAGCCGCGACAAUCAACCAAGGUGACGUAAAUGGCGUCCUUCCCUUUAAAGACAACGAAGCGCUCAUUACAUCUCACUUGAACGAUAAUUCGAAUCGCUCGUACAGUCUAUCUGCCGCGUGCCGUGCAUUUCUGACGCAGCGCCGGCAAGAAGUGCAGAACGUGUUGAACUUCGUUGUGGAUCAUCGCAACCGCAGCGUUCGAGAAAUGCGGGCAGCCGCUGACGCCCGGGCGGCCGAGAUGGAGCGCGUGCUCUCCACUGAGCUGCGGCACCUUCAAUCACAAAUCACCGAGCAGCAGCAAGAGACCCUGGCGCAAGGGCAACGACAUGAUGUCGCCGUCGAUGCCACGCCAAGCCUUCGCGACGUCUCGACAACCGUGCACGAUGGUGUCGCUGCGUUAGCCACGAAUACGCUGUCUGCUUCGAAAAAGAUGAGCAGUACUGCCGAAGUCAACGCUGCGGACUUCGUGAAGACCUCCUCACCAACUUCAGCAGCCGACCCCUAUACGCUCCAAGCAGCUCUUGCGGAUGCCCAACGCGCGUUACUGCUGGAGCAGCGUCACACCGCGCUGCUGCGAAGAGACGUAGAGGACCUGCACCACGCUCGCUAUACAACCACGGCACUCGCAGAGGUAGCGGAGACGCUGAAAGACGUGCGUGAUUCUAUUGCCCAGCUCGUACGCGAUGCGGUGGAUAAUAUGCAAGGCGUGGCGAUGCGGACCAACGAUGACCAGUGGCGCAGUAGGGAGCAGGAGCCCGCCGAUGAGAAGAGCCGGUGGAGGCGCCUGAGGGAGGAUGAGACGGAGAGCCCUCGCCGAUCCGCAAUGCCUACCGCGGCUACCGUUUCUGGUUCACGUGCACAAACCGUGCAUAUCGACGGCGCCCUGCUGCUAUCGGUACGGAAGGCCGUCCUUUUGGCCGAGGCGCAGGUGGAGCGCGUGGGGGAGGAGGUGCUCGGUGAGACCCGACGAGGCCGCUUCGUGGAUGCCCUCGACGCCGCUGCUGCGGCAGAGGCUCCCUCCACAAACGGGACGCCCUCCGGCCUUGAGGCAGGCGUCGCCUCGAGCGGCCGGGGUGCACCGACGCCCUCCGCCGCAUCCCGUUCGGAGAAGCAGCAGCGUAUUUACGCGGACCUGAAAGGACUGCUGCAUCGUUCGCACGUGGAGGUGAGCGGUGCUGCGCACGGCGAGACGUAUACCGCGCCGCCACCGUCCGCGUUCGUGACGCGGUACUCGCCCGACGGAUCGCGAUGGGUGGCGGGUAUCCGCCCCCCACCGCAGCGAACCUCGUCGUCGUCGGUGUUGCCAGUUGGAGCCGUCGUGUCGCCAGCACGCUCACCAGCCGCUACCUCUGCUGCUGUCCCCUCGCCGUAUGUUCGCGCGUACGUCCGCUCACUGGGAGGGGCACCGGCCGCUGUUCUAUCCACCUACACGGCGCCCACACGCCCACACGGCACCACGUCAUCGUCUACACGAUCUUCAUCCACGGCGCUGCGGCUAUUGGAGGGCAUGAUGACUACUGCGCAGGAACUCCGCAACGUAGGGAAUCUGCUGGAGGUGCUGCGCGAGAACGCGGCAACACAAGUGGAGCUGCAGCAGGCAAGCCUGCUACGGUGGGAAGAGCGAAUCACACGAGUCGUCGGGGAGGGGUUGGACAAAGUGACUGCAAUGUUGCAAGCCAUGCGUCCGCCGCUCGCUUCUCUCGAGCUCCUCCAGCGGCGUGGUCUCCACGACCGGCGAGGCUCAACGGCUCUUUUUCCAACAGCGCUCAGUGGAAUGACCGCGGAGGGUGCGGAGGACUCGCCGCGACACUCACCGCAGGGACGGCUCGCGGGUGUUUUGGCCGGUAAGCCGAUGGUGCGUGAAGCGGCAUCGACUGGCGCGGUGUGUUAUUCGUACAGUGCGUGA
Molecule: messenger RNA, 4524 nt
Organism: Leptomonas pyrrhocoris
Lineage: Eukaryota; Euglenozoa; Kinetoplastea; Trypanosomatida; Trypanosomatidae
Exons: 1
Coding region: 1252-4524 (1090 amino acids)
Source: RefSeq, a predicted model, not a curated record